AUGAAGGAUCAAAUCCAGUUAAUAAAGGAGAGGAUGAAGGUUGCCCAAGAUAGACAAAAGAGCUAUACCGAACAUCAAAGGAGGGGCCUCAAGUUCGAAGUUGGCGAUUGGGUUUAUCUUAAGGUAUCGCCCAUGAAAGGAGUAUUUCGGUUUGGGAAGAAAGGGAAGUUAAGUCUGAGAUACAUAGGACCCUAUGAGAUACUGGAAAAGGUAGGAGUAGUCGCUUAUAGACUGAAUCUUCCCGUUGAAUUCCAAGGAAUUCACAACGUCUUUCACGUAUCUUCCUUCAAGAAAAGAUUUGUGAAUCAGAUACCAAUAAUUGUAGAUUCGAGGGAUAUUUCGCUCAAACUUGACCUAACUUAUGAGGAAAAUCCUGUUUAG
Molecule: messenger RNA, 381 nt
Organism: Juglans microcarpa x Juglans regia
Lineage: Eukaryota; Viridiplantae; Streptophyta; Magnoliopsida; Fagales; Juglandaceae
Exons: 1
Coding region: 1-381 (126 amino acids)
Source: RefSeq, a predicted model, not a curated record